This is a messenger RNA of Zea mays, 1626 nucleotides long. RefSeq lists its product as uncharacterized. NCBI's taxonomy places the organism in Eukaryota, Viridiplantae, Streptophyta, Magnoliopsida, Poales, Poaceae. The record is from RefSeq and is marked provisional.
CGCACCCCGCACGAGACCCGUCCUUGAGGGGCACGUCCUAGAUCGGUGGCGCCUGCCUCUCGCCGCCGAUACGGUGCCUCUCGCGGUCUCGCUCCCCCUCGCAGGUCUUUUGGUUUUUUUAGUUCCUCCCUUUGCUUCUUGGAGGUGUUUGUUGCCGUCUCACCCGCAGUUCUUGAGGUACGCACGCAGUAAUCCGGCUUCUUUCUAUGUUCCGAUGUCUUGCUGGUUGGAUGAGGAGGGUACGACGCUCUGUGGAGAGAUCUAAUCGCGCUGGUAAACUGGGGCGAUCGGUGUGGGGGAAUCGGAUAGCGUGGAUGGGAUUUGGGAUUGGAAGAGAAGCUGGAGGAUGCCUUUUUUCCCCUGUCCCCAAGCUUUCUGUGGAUGACGGUGAUAAUCGUGGACGAGCUAAGCUCAUUGAGUGUCUGGCUGAUGUGGGAUUGGGUGGCAUAUGCUGGAUUGCUAACUGUUCCAUCUGGUGCACCAAGAAUUGGACUGCACUGGGGUUGGGAUUGGGAUUGGGAUGGGAUUGCUUUGCCUUUGAUUGUGUAUAUGCUUAUUAUGUGCUCAUCCGCUGUGGCUUUGGCCGGAACUUUGCAGACAUGCAGAGCCAGAUAGUGUGCCACGGGUGCAGGACCCUUCUGUUCUACCCAAGAGGUGCUCCGAGCGUGUGUUGUGCGGUAUGCCAUGUGGUCACCAAUGUGCCGCCUCCAGCAAUGGAGAUGGCUCGACUUAUAUGUGGUGGCUGCCAGACAUUAUUGAUGUAUGCUCGCAGUGCAACAACUGUAAGAUGCUCAUGUUGUGACACAGUCAAUCUUGUCAGACCAGUGAGUAGCAUAGCUCAUGUGAACUGUGGCCAGUGCCAAACAGUGUUGAUGUAUCCAUACGGAGCACCGUCUGUCAAAUGUGCUGUUUGCAACUUCAUUACAAAUGUUGGCGGGGUGACUCCCAUGAUACCUUUGCCACCACCAGCACUAACUGCAUCAAGUGGAACUUCAUAUAUCAUCCCGUCAAUUUCCGUGCCGACGAAUCAACCGCGGAAUGUAACUGUUGUCGUUGAAAACCCAAUGACAGUAGAUGACAAGGGAAAAUUGGUGAGCAAUGUUGUAGUAGGGGUUACGAGCGGCGGGAAAAAGUGACGGCAUAUCACAACCCGUAUAGCUUUGUCCAAACUAUCUAAAAAGGGUUUAAGAAUACAUACCUUGUAUCAUACUGCUGUUUGGCGAUCGGCUGCUCGACGGAGGAAUCCCCCUCCCUGGAGAGCGUAGUGGCAAGGCAGCGCUGCUUUCGCCACUGCGAUCGUGCUAGAACGAGCCAAAAAAAAAAACGAAGUGCGGGUGUGCAUACUCAGAGUAUAUCUGUAGCUUGUUACCCCUUGAUUCUUUUGUAUGUAAUAUGGGCUCUGCCUGACUUUCACUGUGUGAUCAAAUUUCCAAGCCCGUGGGCGCUGUUGCUGCGUGCCUUGUUAUUAGUGAAUAACAAACAUUGCAAAUGGCUCUUGAAAUACAGUGUGUGUGUGUUUUAAUCUCUCUGCAUUUAUGUUAAUCAGCAGGUGCCACCAUUUGCUGUUCCAGACUGAUAAUGCAGAGUUUGUAUCCACGUUCUUUGGAGAAAACAUUUGAGGCUCAU